CAUAAUUCACUAUUGCACAUACAUAUUUCGGCCGCCAUGAGACGUCCCAUGAAACUCACAACCGCCCUCCCGCGGGAACUUCGCGCAGAACUCGGGAUAAGAGAUACAUACGGGGAGAAAAAAGAUAGGCGCAAUGGACCUGCGUCGCGAAAGGACAGGCGGAGAGAGGAGAGGAGUGGGGGGAGGAAGCCGCAAACGCAGGUGCAGCAGAGGCCGGUUUGGAAAAAGAACGUGAGGCGACAUCAGGAGGAGGGUGAUAAUGACGAUGAGGAUAUGUUGGACGAGGGCGAUGAAUCCGACGAAGCGCCGCCUGCGAAGAAGUCGAAAACCGCAAAGCCCGAGCAGAAGCCCAAGUCGAUUCUGAAAAAAAGCAAGCCAGCCGAGAAAUCCGAUGAGAGCGACGACGAUGACGAUAUCGAUUUGGAUGAGGGCGAAGACGAAGAUGUGCCCGCACCCCGCAAAGUCUCCAAAGCCGUUCGGGACCAAUUACAAGAAGACGAUGCCGAAAUUGCCGCGCUGGAGAAGAGACUUGGGUUGAAGAAGGGGAAGAAACUUCCGCAGUCUUUCCACGAUGAUGGGUUAGAUGAUUUACUGGGUGAUUUGGGCGAAGGGGAAUCGGAAAAUGAGGGCAAGAAGCGCAAACGGGAGGCUGAUGAGUGGUUACAGAGUAAGAGGAAAAAGGCACAGGGUCUGCAGCGAGCUGGGUCGGAGGACGAUGAUGAGGAAGAUGACAGUGAUCUUGGGAGCGAUGAGGGGGCCGAUUUGCUGGACGAGGAUGACGAUGAAGAAAUGGAUGACGAGGCGGCCGAAGAGGGCGAAGACAGCGAAUUUGGUGGGUUUGACGAGGAAGAGGAGAAGCCGGCUCCAAAGAAGAAAGAGAAUCCUUUUGUCGCCCCCGUCCCACAAGAGAGUCAACCGGCGAAAUAUAUCCCGCCAUCGCUUCGCACUGCGGCCAGUUCUGAGGAUGAAUCUCUUACUCGUUUACGGCGACAGGCCCAAGGACAGCUGAAUAAAUUGUCCGAAGCAAACAUGAUCUCCAUCCUUGCUGAGUUUGAGAAACUCUACCGCGAAUAUCCCCGGCAGAACGUCACUUCGACACUCAUCUCGCUGUUGAUGGGCCUGAUUUGCGAGAGGUCGGCGCUUCAGGAUACAUUCAUGAUUCUGCAUGCCGGUUUCAUCGCUGCCCUGUACAAGGUCAUGGGUAUGGAUUUUGGCGCCGAGUUGGUCCAGAAGAUAGUCCAGUCUCUCGACGCACAAGGCGACGAGCGAGGCAAGUUCGAAGGAAAGGAGCAUCUGAACCUGAUUUCGCUCAUUUCGCAACUGUACAACUUCCAUGUCAUCGGACAUUCUCUUGUCUUUGACUACAUCCGAAUCUUUGUCCAGGACAUCACAGAGGACAACACGGAACUUCUCCUCAAGAUCAUCAGAAACUCCGGCCCUCAACUCCGACAAGAUGAUCCCUCCUCCCUAAAAGACAUCGUCCUCCUAAUCCAACCCGCCAUCGCUAAAGCCGGUGAACAAUCCCUCUCCGUUCGUACAAAAUUCAUGAUCGACACCAUCACAGACCUUAAAAACAACAAAGUAAAAACCGUCGGUUCCAGCAUCUCAACUGAACACGUCACAAAAAUGCGCAAAAUCCUAGGCUCCCUAAACAACACCCGCAUCAUCCGCGCCUCAGAACCCAUCAACAUCUCCCGCGACGACAUCCACAAUUCUGCAAAGAAGGGUAAAUGGUGGCUCGUCGGCGCAAGCUGGCGCGAAGACCCCCUCGAAACAGCACGAAAGGAACUCUCUUCCCUCCCUGACCAACCCACCCAAACCCAAGCACAAGAGGAUGAAAACGAAAGCGACGCGGAACCCGACCUCGCCAGCAUCGCCAAAUCGCAGCGCAUGAACACCGACGUUCGCCGCUCAAUCUUCGUCGCUAUCAUGUCCGCAACAGAUUUUCAAGACGCGCACGUUCGCCUGCUAAAACUCCGUCUCAAGCGUGCGCAGGAAUACGAAAUCCCCCGCGUCCUCACACACUGCGUCAUGGAGGAAGAAGCAUACAACCCAUACUACACGUUAAUUGCGCGCCGCGUAUGUGGGGAUCUCGGCCGCAGACUGAAAAUCUCGUUCAUGUACACACUGUGGAACAUACUGCGACGAAUGGGCGAAAAGGGCGACUUUGACGAUGAGGACAGCAUGUCUGAAGACGAGGACGAGAGCACACAACUCCCACUGAAAUCCAUCGUCAAUAUUGCAAAGAUGUACGGUAGCCUCAUCGCUGAUAACAUGCUAACCAUUGGCAUCCUCAAAACGCUCAACUUCGCAUACCUGCAACCUAAAGCAAAAACCUUCGUCGAACUCCUCAUCAUCAGCAUCAUUCAGAACUCUCAAAAGUCCCAAAAGUCCAAGAAAUCCAAGAAAUCCAAGUCCAAGUCUAAGAACGAAGACGACGAAGCACGGGACGAAAAAGCACUCAUGGACAUAUUCAUGCAUGUACAGGAAACGCCGCAGAUCGCCAAGGGGCUUAUUUACUUUAUUCGCAAGGUCGUUGCGAAGACGGAUAUUGUGCCGGAGAAGGAGUUGAAGGAGGUGAAGUGGGGGUGUAGGGUCGCAUUGGAUGCAUUGAAGGUUGUUUCUAGUAAGGAUGGUGUUGUUGGCUAG
Molecule: messenger RNA, 2649 nt
Organism: Aspergillus ruber CBS 135680
Lineage: Eukaryota; Fungi; Ascomycota; Eurotiomycetes; Eurotiales; Aspergillaceae
Product: MIF4G domain-containing protein
Exons: 2
Coding region: 37-2649 (870 amino acids)
Biological process (GO): ribosomal small subunit biogenesis
Cellular component (GO): nucleolus
Molecular function (GO): RNA binding; protein binding
Source: RefSeq, a predicted model, not a curated record